Molecule: messenger RNA, 327 nt
Organism: Paracoccidioides lutzii Pb01
Exons: 1
Coding region: 1-327 (108 amino acids)
Source: RefSeq, a predicted model, not a curated record
AUGAGAUUGCUAGAUCUCUUGAAUUUAUCAUUGAUGCAGUUCUUCUCACCAGCAAAGGUGCAGAGCAUCCGCGAGAAUUUGGCAGCUUCAGAGGUUGCUAAAAAGGAUGAGCAAGCUCAUAAGGAGGAUGCAAAGCUGCAACACACUAUUCUUAAGGAACAGAAGGAGGCAGAUAUCAUUCAGCAGAGGAUGGAGCAGGAGGCAGCUCACCAGGCCACAAAACAGCAAAAGGAAAUGAAUAAGGCUGCAAGAGCUGCUCAAUGGCAGAUUGACAAGGAGCUUAGAGAUGAGAAAAAGGCUCAGGAGCAAAAAGAAAAGGAAGAAUGA